Lotus japonicus is the source of this 738-nucleotide messenger RNA. RefSeq names its product transcription factor bHLH130-like. Bases 251 to 592 code for a protein of 113 amino acids. NCBI's taxonomy places the organism in Eukaryota, Viridiplantae, Streptophyta, Magnoliopsida, Fabales, Fabaceae. The record is from RefSeq and is a predicted model, not a curated record. The transcript has 2 exons.
UAUGUAAGAUGAGCAGUGAGAGAAGGUGUAUGACAUAUGUAGUCUUGUAAAUGUGACAGAGGCUUAAUAGUUCGAGUGGAUCUUCUGACAACUGGGUGAAUUUGAUUACUCACUUGUGCAGCUAGAAUUGGAUCAACAUCUGGAAUUGAAUUAGCAGCUGAAAUUGGAUCAGUAGGGUCAUCAACAGAUAGCUCAGUUACAUGACUUGGAAGAACAAGUCUGUCUCUCAUAUCAUGAGAGGUAAUAUCAGAUGAAGGUGAUGGAUGACAUUGGGGAAACCUGCCCUGAUGAUGGGAGGCAGGGAGGUAGCACUGGUGAUGCUCGACAUUAUGUUCAUCGAUUCCUCUAUGGUUCUUGGAAUAAUACUGCACAACUCUCAGAGCAUUUCAGUGGCUUGAAACGAGGGCAAAGUGGUAAUGAAAAGAUGUUUUCUGAUGUUCAGAAUGGAGAGCUAGGUAGUCAAGUUCAUACGUUAUCUUUUACCAAAAACUUCAGCAGUCUGAUUGCUAUGGAGAAGUUGCUUCAAUCCCAGAUCAGUAAAAUCAGAGCAAACGAGGUUGUUCUAGUCAUCUUCAAAGCAUUGCCGAAGUAGGAUUUUUUGUAUAUGCAAAAAGCAAUUGUUUUUAAAGCAUAUUAUAAUCUUGCAGUGAUGAAUUAACAAAAACUAUUGGCAAUGUAGUGAUAUUUUUUUUAUAAUUUCUUUAACUAGUGGAAAAAGUAACUAUUAGAAGAUUAUCU